AUCCGUCAUUUCACUUUGGCUUUCCCAUCGCAGUUCCCGCAUAUCACCGCCGCCUCCGUUUAGUCUAUUGCGACGGAGCUUCUCAGUCAGUCCCGCACUCCGCUCCGCCUGCAAAAGAGACUCGACAGUGGGAAACUCUCUGAUUAAUUAAGUCGUCUCUCCCCUCGAAGACUCAGCCGCGAAGAAAACCCUUCCAUUUUCUCCAGAUAACCCGAGCCGAGCUCCCUGCUUCCACUCCAUUUCUUCUUCUUCUUCACUCUCUGCGAUGGCGAGUCCAGAGAGCGCCGUCAAUGGCCCGACGAUGACAGCGGGGGCGGCAUCGAAGAGUUUGCGGAAUGCGUUCGGCGGCGUUAUCGCCUUCAUCAUACUCGUCCUGAUUGGAGUCCUCGCCUUCUCGAUCCGCCUUUUCUCUGUGAUAAAAUAUGAGAGUGUGAUUCACGAGUUUGAUCCCUACUUCAACUAUCGAGUUACUCAGUUCUUGUCGAAGAAUGGGAUAUACGACUUCUGGAACUGGUUUGAUGAUCGAACAUGGUAUCCUCUUGGCCGUGUAAUUGGUGGAACUGUUUAUCCGGGUUUGACCUUGACAGCUGGCACAAUUUGGAAGGUCGUCAAUUCCUUAAACAUUCCUCUGUCAGUAGAGACUGUUUGUGUGUUCACAGCACCAAUUUUCUCCGCCUUCGCUUCAUGGGCAGCUUAUUUAUUGACUAAGGAAGUUAAGGGUCCUGGUGCUGGACUCACAGCUGCUGCUCUCUUGGCCAUGGUUCCAUCAUACAUAUCUCGGUCUGUGGCAGGAAGCUACGACAAUGAAGCAGUUGCUAUAUUUGCAUUAGUCUUCACAUUCUAUCUAUAUAUUAAGACGCUGAAUACGGGGUCCCUUUUCUAUGCUACUCUAAAUGCCUUGGCAUACUUUUACAUGGUCUGCUCAUGGGGAGGCUACACCUUCAUUAUUAAUCUGAUUCCUAUGCACGUGCUUCUCUGCAUUGUAACGGGUCGUUAUUCUUCUCGACUGUACAUUGCUUAUGCACCUCUUGUGGUAUUGGGUACUUUGCUAGCUUCUUUGGUGCCUGUUGUUGGUUUUAAUGCUGUCUUGACAUCAGAACAUUUCGCUUCAUUUCUGUUCCUCAUCUUAGUUGAUCGACAGUGUCAUCUAUCUAGUUCUUACUAUUUACUUGUGCAGGUUUUCAUUAUCAUCCAUGUUGUGGCCCUUGCAUACUAUAUCAAAGGGAUCCUCUCCCCAAAAAUGUUUAAAGUUGCUGUGACACUUGUUGUGUCUGUUGGCCUAGCAGUCUGUUGUGCGGUUAUAGCAAUUCUGAUAGCAGUGGUGGCAUCCAGCCCGACAAAGGGAUGGAGUGGGCGAAGUCUAACUCUACUUGAUCCGACUUAUGCAAGCAAGUAUAUACCAAUUAUCGCUAGUGUUAGUGAACAUCAGCCUCCUACUUGGCCAUCGUACUUCAUGGACAUCAAUGUGUUAGCUUUCUUGGUUCCUGCUGGGAUUAUUGCCUGCUUCAUGCCCUUAACCGACUCAAGCUCUUUUGUCAUCCUUUAUAUUGUGACUUCUGUUUAUUUCUCUGGUGUCAUGGUACGGUUGAUGCUUGUACUUGCUCCAGCAGCAUGCAUCUUGUCUGGCAUUGCACUGUCUGAAGCUUUUAAUGUCUUGACUCGAUCAAUCAAGUUUCAGCUACCUGGUAUAGCAGGGAACCCCAGCAUUGCUGAAGAAAAUGGUUCAAGCACUGUUGUAGCACCAAACGACAUACCAAAGACUGAAGAAGCUGCAAAAGAAAAACCAGCGAAAAAGAAUAGGAAGAAAGAAAAGGAGAAUGUGGAGAAGAAGCCCACACCAUCCAAAACUGAGAAGAGGCUUCUUGUCUUACCUCUGGAAGCCUCAGUCAUUGCUGUUCUCUUGCUUGUAUUGCUUGGUGCCUUCUACGUGGUUCAUUGUGUAUGGGCAGCAGCAGAAGCUUAUUCAGCCCCUUCCAUUGUUCUUACAUCUCACUCAAAUGAUGGUGGCUUGCAUGUUUUUGAUGAUUUUAGAGAGGCCUAUUCAUGGUUGAGCCACAAUACUGACGUGGAUGAUAAAGUCGCGUCAUGGUGGGACUAUGGGUAUCAAACAACUGCUAUGGCUAACCGCACUGUUCUCGUCGACAACAACACCUGGAACAACACUCAUAUCGCAACUGUUGGCACAGCCAUGUCAUCCCCUGAGAAGCAAGCCUGGGAGAUCUUCCAUUCACUGGAUGUGAAAUAUGUCCUAGUAGUCUUUGGAGGUGUUGUUGGCUACCCUAGUGAUGAUAUCAAUAAGUUCCUUUGGAUGGUUCGCAUUGGAGGCGGUGUGUUCCCUCACAUCAAAGAACCUGAUUACCUGGUAAGUUUCUCCAACUUGCGUAUGCUGACAUCCCAAACUUACCUGUUUGCUUGUUUGUAUCCCAAGAGAGACGGACAAUACCGGAUCGACGCUCAAGCUACUCCCACCAUGCUCAACUGUCUUAUGUACAAACUGUCGUACUUCAGGUUUGUAGAAACAGAUGGCAAAGGAUUUGACAGAGUACGAAGGACAGAAAUAGGCAAGAAACAUUUCAAACUCACCCAUUUCGAAGAGGUAUUCACCACUCACCAUUGGAUGGUGCGGAUCUACAAACUGAAGCCCCAAAGGAACAGGAUCCGCGGCAAGACAAAGAAAUCCAAGUCUUCGAGAUCGGUUAGCUCAAAGAGAGAUGUAAGAGGAAAGAGGAAUCCUUGGCACUAAGGGAUAAACUACCAUCUCAUACAACGAAGCCAUCUUCAUUCUUCCCCAUUGGUGUGUUAACUUUACUCAUUUUCGCCACGUCCUCUUCGAGAGGUGCAGAGCUUGGUGAAGCAAGCAGUCAAGGGGAGAGAUUUUGUAGGACUACCUCCACCCAUGUGGUUUCUUUUUGUUGCGACAGAACUUUGACUAGAGAUUAACAUCGUACAUUUUGGAUGAAAUACUAUCCAGUCCAAUUAGUGAAAGUUAUGGAUUCAUCUCUUCGGCUUUUUAAUCGCAGUAGCUGUAACGCCUGCUCAUGCUUCUCGCUGCUGCUGGAGUCGAGUCAGAUUCAAUCGAUUAGCCUUCGUUGACAAUAUGGACUUGUUGCGACAACUUAGUUACGUUCUAGUGACCAAUUUGCAACCAUUUUGGUUCUCUCUUUCAUCGAUGUAUCAACCACCCAGCUAAGCAGGUAAAGAAAAACCAACACAAAGGUAUUCAAAUAGGGCGUUUCGUGUCACUAUAUGUGCGGGCAAUUUGCAGCUGAUGGACAGCUGAAAGUGCUAUGCUGCCAUCGAAAACCUCUGGCAGGAUGAAUUCACUUGCACAGCAUCGCAGAUGGUUCGAUCCUGAAGCUGACCAACAAGAACCUGGGAGUCUCCCUCAACGAUUGGCCCACUGAGUCAGCCUCCGAAGUAGCAGUAGAGCGCCCCGUGCAGCUAAGAGAUUAGCCAGAUAAGGGCCAGUGAACCACCAUGAUCCUGAGCAAAAAGCAUAUAGACCAGCCUGCUACCUGAACGACCAAGCCGGAUGCACAACAUACGGAGGAGAGAACCGGAGCAACAAAAUAGACCUGGAAAGACCCUGGAGGCGGAGGAGAGAAUGAUACAGUUGCAGUGAUGACAACCAUUCAGACUUUUAACCCAGUGGUUUAUGGUGCCUGCGAUUAUGCUUCUUUUUCCUUCAUUCCUCGUUAUUACUCCCUUUCUCUCAGUAUGUGAUUGCCUUUUUCUUUGAGAUGGACCAAACACAGUUCACAGUUCAAACCGCACCUCUGAAUCAACACUAAACUGCAUUUCUUUAUGGCAGUGAAGUGAUCAUAUGGUGUUCGAACUUCGAACCACUCCUUCCGCUCCAAGGAAAUCGAGCACUGUUGCCUUAGUGUGUUAGAGAGACAGAGGCAAGUUGAUAGCUAGGUGAGCAAAUUUCUUCCUCGGCAUCUCAGUGACAGUGAGGCAGGAUCUGGAUAUGCUCAGUUUCUAUCAUUUGGUUCUACAGAGGGCACCAAAGGGCGCAUAUUGGUGUGCAGUAGAGCAGCUUGGAUUCCCAUGCCAAGCAUUAGCCCAAGGGAGAUACAACUUUCUGCGCAAAUGUUUCCUUCAUUCUAUUUUUGGCUGUAAUGGAAGGCAUUCUUAAACGAACAUGGGCGUUGCCACAGUUGUUCACAAUGUGGCCUGAUGAAGGUUACAAAUAUGGUUCACCAAUAUUCUCCACAUGAACACUCACCAUCUCGGAAAUGGUGAAAACGGCUAUUGUCUCUGACGACUAUCUCCCUCCCGACUAUCUUCGAGAUCAACUUUAUCGCUGUAUGGCAGUCCACACAUAUUCUGAUGUUCUUUAUAACUCGAAUUGUUGUUCCAGCGGGCGUGCUCAUGAUGCCAAAUGCUAUCGCCCGUCUCUCACUGUGACCAUACAACAAGUACUUCUUCUGCUCGUCAUCAACAUCAUGCAGCACCUCACUCGUGUCAGCAACAUACCCCGCUAGCUCCAUUUUCUCUUGCAAUUCACAGAGAGCAAUGUUUAUCUCAUCAUGCAGCGGAUGGGACUUAUCAUCUGCAAUAAAAGUAUGAAUCUUGUUCUUCACUUCUAUCCAACUACAAGCAGGGUUUUUCCUUAUCCCCAUAUUCCUCAUGGUCAUCCGUACCUUUGCAGCUUCCUUCCAUCUGCCAUCAUUUGCAUAUAUGUUGGACAGAAGAACUCGAGCACCAAUGUUCUCUGGAUCGACCUCGAAAAUCUUGCUUGCGACCUUCUCAGCCAAGUCGACAUUUUUAUGGACCCUACAAGCCGAGAGUAGCAAGGACCAAAUCGUACCGGUGGGUGUGGUCAUGGUACUGAUGAGUUGAUAAGCAUCGUUCAGCUUUCCCUUCCGGCUAUAAAGGUCUGCCAUUGCAGCAUAGUGUUCUAACCCUGGCCUAAUACCAUAUUCCUCAGUCAUUCGAUCAAAGUACCUUCGACCUUCAUCUAUCAUGCCAGCAUGACUGCAAGCAGUUAAGAUCGCAGUGAUUGCCACAUGAUUUGGUCGAAUUCCUUCCAAUUUCAUCUGCUCGAAUAAUGAGAUGGCAUCUUCAGCAUAACCAUGUAAAGCACAACCCAUUAUCAUUGCUGUCCAGGAUACCAUGUCACGACCCUUUAUGCCGCCGAAAAUCCAUCCAGCGGUCCUAAUAUGACCACAUUUGGCAUACAUGUCCACCAAUGAACUAGAAAUAAAAACAUUAUCAUCAAAUCCGCACCUCAUUAUGUAUCCAUGAAGCUGCUUUCCCAAAUUCAACGUGGUCAAGUGAGCACAAGCAGGCAUGAUGCUGGAGAAUGAAACACUCCCUGGUAUAACAUUAUCCUUCAACAUCUGCCGGAAGAGUCUCAAGCCUUCAUCAAACAUACCGUUCUGCACACAACCAGCAAUAACUGAAUUCCAGGAAAUGGUGUCGCGUUGACGAGUAAUCUUGAACACACGUAUCGAGUCUUCCACUCGAGCACACCUCGAGUACAUGUUGAUCAAGCUGCUAGCAACAUAAAGGUCCUUAUCAAAGCCAUAUCUAAUGACAUAACCAUGAAUCUCCCUUCCCUUAUCAACAUCCACGUAUUGGGCAAAGAUAGGAAGUAUGGCUGACAAAGUAAAUAUGUCAGGCUUCAGCCCUGCACCUCCCAUCUCCCUAACCAUCGCCAAAGCAUCUUCGUGCAGUCCAUUUUGUGCAUUCCCUGCGAUUACAGUGUUCCAAGAAAUAAUAUCUCUUGUUGUCAUCGUCUCAAAUACCUUCUUCACGCUGCUAUCCGCUCCUGCACCAGUUCUACUUCUACCGUCUAAGCAACUACCAAGCUGAGGAAAAAUAUCUACAAACCGCUUCAGGACAGUGUUGGUACUAAUACCCACAUCAUCCUCGCUUUCCUGCGAAAGCUGGCUUGCAAAUAGAUUAUCAACAGUCCUCUCAGACAUUCCAUCGAACACCUUGCGCCUGUCACGUUCCCGCCACUCGCUCUCAGCCAAACUCUGCAGCUUUGCGUACAUAUUAAUGAGUGCAUUCCCAGUAAUCAAAUGAACGUCCAUUCCCAACCUAAUAAUGCACCCAUGAACCGCCUCCCCCAAUCUCAAAUCCAGCAGAAAGGCGCAAGCUUUCAGCACAGAAGGGAACACGCUGUGAUCAGGGGUGUUACCGGAAGCUCUCAUGUCUACGAAAGAGGCCAGUGAUUCAACAAAGCGCCCAUUCACCGCGUAGCAUUUGAUGAUUGAUUUGUAUGCGAGAGAAGGCGGGGACUGUAGGGUUUUGAACAGGAGGAGGGAUUGGUUCAGGAGCUUGAAGUUGGAGUAAACGCAGAUGGCUGUGGAUGUGUAAAGAGGUGAAGAAGGGUUGUGCUUGAGGAUUUGGGCGUGGAGCUGCUUGGCUUCGGAUGCCGAGGUGAUUGCGCCCGGCCGCUUGAGAAGGGCUUUCAGGAGCUGUUUAACUUCGAGUUUGGUGGCGAUGGCGCCUGGGUUUCUGAGGAGAGCUUCGAGCACGCCCAGCGUGGAUGCCAUUGUUGGUUAAU
Molecule: messenger RNA, 6520 nt
Organism: Linum tenue
Lineage: Eukaryota; Viridiplantae; Streptophyta; Magnoliopsida; Malpighiales; Linaceae
Source: the annotation of a GenBank genome assembly